Oryzias melastigma (Indian medaka) is the source of this 2877-nucleotide messenger RNA. RefSeq names its product leucine-rich repeat-containing protein 15. Gene Ontology annotation, molecular function: protein binding. NCBI's taxonomy places the organism in Eukaryota, Metazoa, Chordata, Actinopteri, Beloniformes, Adrianichthyidae. Gene Ontology annotation, cellular component: plasma membrane. The coding region runs from base 1048 to 2121 and encodes 357 amino acids. The record is from RefSeq and is a predicted model, not a curated record. The transcript is spliced from 6 exons.
CGUUAACAAUGAUUCAGAGGAAAUAUAUAAAAGAAAUUGAACUUAGCAAUUAUUAUUAUUAAAAAAUAUAUGCAAUGUUAAUGUAGUAAUGUGCUAACCCUGAUUAGUGUUGUUUUAUCACUCUUUUAAAAUAUUUGCAAAGAAAUUGUGUCAAAAAAAGCCUCGAUCUUGAACUUUAACAAUGUGAAGGAAGACAUUGAAAUGGAGAGUUAUCUAUGUCACACACACACACACAUAUUCUGUCCGGCAGUUUAACAUGGAUCAAUGCCAUCAUUCAUGCAUGCCAGAUUUCUCUGGGACAUGUGACAUUACAGGAACUCCAGGCUCAAGAGGUUUCACACCAUGAUCUCACUGUCUGCUGAGGCUGCUCCCACAUCAGCACACAGUCAACUGUCUGUUGCCUGUAGCGAUGCUGACUUCUCUGUCAAGGAAGAGACAAAACGCAGUUUUGUCAGAAACGAGAACCAAAAGCCAGUUUCAGAAAAACAGCUUGUGUUCGCUCUAAGAUACAAACAAAACAAAAAUACAACGUUUAGCAAACUCAAGAGGUGGGAUGCCUUUAGAUCUGGUUUGGACUGUAGGUUUAUCACGACAGUGUUGAAUUUUUGAAAAUCCACCCAUCUUAGUACUGCAGGUAAAAAAAAAGAAGCCUCCCCCCUACAUUUCCCUGCAGACUCUCAGCUUCCACAGUGACAAACUUGGGCAGGAAACUGAAAACACGAUAAUAGUUGCUCAAGGAGAGCGGCAAUAGUGUUUGAAGGUAAGAAACAAAGUUUGAUUCUUUCUUAAAAGACAAGAUAGUGUUAGCAUUUCUGUAAGAUUCAAGAUUUUCAAAAAUUCUUACAGUAAAAGAGGGUCAACACUGGAGCUAAAGAUUUGGUGUUAAAAGGUUAAAAACAGUGGCGUUUACUGUAUGUUUUUCAUCAUCUUGUUACAUAAAUGUUCUCAAUUUUUAUUAAUAUUUUUGUGCAAAUGCAGAACCGUACACUUUAUCCUACAUUUGUCAAACAUCUAUAAAAUGAAGGGUUUUGUCCCACUGCAGGGAAAAUGCAGUCACUGGCCUGGUUUGGGCUGGUCCUGCUGUGUGUUCUACAGUCUACAGAGGCCUGUCCCAGUGUCUGCAAAUGCUCCAAAAAGUCCAACCCAGAAAAGUCAGAGGUCAACUGUCAUAAGAGGGGACUCCGUGCCCUCCCAUCCAAUCUACCCUCUGAUGCUUGGAUCCUCAAAUUGGGUGAGAAUGGCAUCACAGACCUGAAGGCCAAUCUUCUAAGAUCAGUUCCAACUAUUGAGAGCUUGAUUCUGGAAAAGAACGCCAUCAAAUCUGUUCAUCCUAAAACCUUUUCUGGUGCGAAUCAUCUUACACUGCUCAAUCUCCUUGGAAACCAGAUCACCAAACUUCCACCCAAAGCUUUUAAGGACCUUCUCAACCUUCGCUUCUUGAUGCUGGGGCAGAAUGAGAUUGGACUCAUCAAAGCGGAGAUGUUUGUCGGGAUGAGGAACCUGUCAGAGCUGGAUCUCCCUCACAACGCCUUGACAGUGGUGCCGUCUAAUGCCUUCAAACCUUUGAUCGCACUGAAAGUUUUGGACCUUUCCCUAAAUCGGAUUCAAAGGCUUUCUCCCAAGGCUUUCACUGGACUCACGAAGCUCCUGUUUCUCAACUUGGACAACAACAGCUUGAAAACCAUCCCUGCUGGAGUCUUCCGACCGCUGCAAUCCCUAGAAAUGCUUGUCCUUGACAACAACCUGCUCUCAUCUCUCAGCAAGUCUGCUUUGGAUGGUCUGAGCAACUUACAGGAACUCUACCUGAGGAACAACGAGCUUGAGCUCCUCCCACAUGACGUCUUCAGCAAUUUGCCCAAGCUCUCUGAGGUGGGCCUCAGUGGAAACCACCUGAAGACUGUGGAUGGAAACACGUUUAGCCUCGUGCCUGAGUUGAAGAAGUUGCAUCUCCAUGACAACGCUUGGCAAUGUGACUGUAACAUCGCCUCCCUGGUGAAGUGGAUGGAACAGACCAACACCACUUUGUCUCCUCGGGACUCCCUGAGGUGUAGCGGCCCUCCAAACCUGCGAAACAAGAGUCUGAUCGGCCUUCAGACUGAGACACUAAUCUGUACCAAGUAACUAGCAGGACGAUUACAAAGACCCUCUCAAAUGUUUGUCAAAACUAGAUACUCUCUUCAAUUCAUGCAUUUUUUAGAGCAAAUCUGUCUUUUACACAGUAUUCCAAUUAUCUAUGCAGUCAUUUUCCUGAAUGAAGCUUUCUUGGAGUAAAGCUAGAGAGUCCAAACUCACUGACAUUGUAUCAAUGUCACAAUGCUCUGAAGGUUGUAGGCAGGGAUGGAUUCCAAGAGAAGACGUAUAAACCUGUGUGAAGCCCAAGUACCCCUGAGAAGUGAAGAGGAGUGGCCACAAAGAUGCAAACAUAGAGUCAAAUAGAAACUAUUUUAAUGAGUCAGAAGGGUCAAAACACAGAAGGGAGUGAUCCGUUUCACUUUUAUUUUUUGUAAAAAUAAUUCAGGAUCUGAUGGGAAAACACAAAAAAACAUUUAAUUGGCUUGUAUUUGUCCAUCUACUGGAUCUUAAGACAAUUUAAAAAUCCCCUUUUAGUGUAGUUUAGUUUAUUUAUUUCAUUUUCAUAGCACACAACACAAACUUUAAUGAUACUCUUGCCUUUAGUGAAAAUAAAGGGGACAGAAAGAAGACUUAUGACUUAUGUCUCUGCCCCAUUUAACCAAAUCAAUCAAGCUUUACAACCAAAUCUAUCUCUUUGUUUCUUAACGAUAAUGUGUCAACUGGUUGGAAAAAAAGCUACAAAAGCAGACAAAUAAAACAAAAAACAAAAACAAGAAAGAAACGAACAGCAAAAACAACAAGAAA